UAACAUUGAAAGAAAGAAAAUACUAAAAUAUUUUAGUAUAUAGUCAUAAUAUAACAAUAAAACUUUAUAUUAUAUUUUAUAUUAUCAUGCCAAGAUCUGUUGAUCCAUUGAUAGUUGGUCGUGUGAUAGGUGAUGUUUUAGAUCCAUUCACUAGGUCUGUUGAUCUUAGAGUUGUUUACAAUAAUAAAGAAGUGAACAAUGCAUGUGUGUGGAAACCUUCUCAAGUUGUUACACAACCUCGGGUUCAUAUUGGAGGGGACGAUCUUCGCAAUUUUUACACUCUGAUUAUGGUGGAUCCUGAUGCUCCAAGCCCAAGCAACCCUUACUUGAGAGAGUAUCUACACUGGCUGGUCACAGAUAUCCCAGCAACAAUGGAUACAAACUUUGGAAAUGAAGUCAUAUGCUACGAGAAUCCAACGCCUUCGAUGGGAAUUCAUCGAUUUGUUUUCGUGUUAUUUAGACAAUUGGGACGUGAAACAGUGUAUGCCCCGGGUUGGCGUCAAAAUUUCAACACAAGAGACUUUGCUGAGCUUUACAAUCUUGGAUUGCCUGUUGCAUCAGUUUACUUCAAUUGCCAUAGGGAGAGUGGUACUGGAGGACGCCGCGCAUAAGAGAUAUUUUAAAUAUUUAGUAGAAUAAAGACUUAUUAAUAUAUAUCAUCGCAACAUCUUAGUGAAGUUACAGGACUCAGGAAAGACAUCAAAUUGAAAAAAUGUUGCAAAAAGAUAUGCGCGGACUUUGCUUGAAGAAAAUCAGAUUAGUGACAAUUAUUUUUAUGUAAAACCUAGAUGCUUGAUGUCUAGUACUAAUAAAGGGGUUAUUACCCUCAUGUUAUAAUUAUAAUAUAUUAUAAUUAUAUGGCUUUGUAAUAAUAACUUUUCGUCGAAUUGUAUUCGUCACACAACUAUUUCCGAUGGACUUUCAUUCCAUAUUAUAUAUGGAAAUAUAUUCUGAUUUUUCUAUUAGUGACUAACUUUUCUAUGUAUAAAUCCCUAGAUGCUUGUGGUCCAAAUGUUCUAAG
Solanum dulcamara is the source of this 1021-nucleotide messenger RNA. RefSeq names its product protein FLOWERING LOCUS T-like. Bases 87 to 611 code for a protein of 174 amino acids. Lineage: Eukaryota; Viridiplantae; Streptophyta; Magnoliopsida; Solanales; Solanaceae. The record is from RefSeq and is a predicted model, not a curated record. The transcript is spliced from 4 exons.